AAACAUUUGCAUAAAAGAGAGGAAUAUUUAACUUGAGGUAAAUAGUAACUAUCUGGCUGCGAUCGGGGAAGAACAAGGCAAUAUAUUUGAUGGCAAGGUCUCGGUGAUUGUUGCUGGUAUAUUAAGAAGGAAUGGUCAUCUACCUAAGUCAAACAUUGAAACAAUCUGAUUAACAAUGAGGAUUUUGCACACUGUGUGUCUGUUGACCAUCGGGUUUACAGCCCUGAUAGAGGCGCAGACUGCUAAUGAAACCAAGGCAUUGAUUACCAAGCUGUUAGCCGAGUACAACAAAGAUGUGAGGCCAGUUACAUAUCAGAGUGAAACCGUCUAUGUGUAUUGUUCCUUUACUUUAAAUUCAAUCAUCGACUUCAACGAUCAAGAAGAGAGUAUCAAGCUGGCUGGCUAUCUGUUGAUAAUAUGGUCAGAUGAAUUCCUCACAUGGACUCCGACUGAUUACGGAGGGAUAGACACAAUUUUUCUGCCUCAAGAUGACAUAUGGCGACCUGAUGCUGCGUUGCAGAAUGCAUUCAAAGAGGUUACAGAUCUUGGAUCUAAGUACCUGAAAGUACAAAUAGAUUCCAAAGGUCUAGUUGUUUGGGCCCCUUACCAGAUUUUUCAUUCCACUUGCGACGUCAACAUCAAGUACUUCCCGUUUGACGUACAGGAAUGCCAGAUAACGAUCACAGCUUGGAGCUACACUGAUGAGUACGUGCGCAUCGACAUAAAUGAGGAUGAUCCUAUAGAUCAUUUCCUGUACAAGGAAAACGCUAUGUGGACUCUGAUUGACACUUCCGCUGAAGCGUAUGGUCCUACAGUUAUCUUCAAAAUAAAAAUGAAAAGAAAGCCGAACCAUGUCGUCAUCAAUAUACUCGUCCCUCUUUUGCUCCUUUCGUUCUUGGCUGUUCUCACGUUCGUGCUGCCAGUAACGUCAGGAGAACGUGCCUCGUACGCCGUCACCAUUUUUCUGUCUGUGGCAGUUUUUCUGACUAUUCUUUCGUCCGAACUACCGAGCAGUUCUGAUAAUGUUCCAAUACUUUCGAUAUACCUGGCAAUAUUGUGUUUUGAUACUACUGCAAUCGUUGUUGUAACAUUGUUGCAACUGAGACUUCUCACAAGAGAUGAAAGCGACCAACCUGUCAACGGAUGUUUCAAGAUCAUAUACAGCAUUACAAUGGCAAUUCGAUGCAAAACGGGGGGAAAGAAAAGAGGGCACAGUAACAACAAUGAAAACAACGGAGUUGAUGUAAUGACUAAAACACUAUCAUGGCUUGAAGUUGUUAAUGCUCUUGAUUUUCUGUUUUUUUGGUUUUUUCUCUUCUGUACUGUGGCCGUCACUACAUACUAUUUUGUAAUAUGUACAACGAACCAAUCGGAUGAAGAAAACCUGCAAGAAAUUGGCAACUUUUAAUGUUUGUGAAUGUAUGUAAAAAUGUUCCUAGAGAUAUGAAACUUUAUACUUACGACAUGUGUGUUAGAGAGAAUCGAACGUACGAUAACAUUAUACAUAUUUGUAACAUUUAUGUUAUGUCUUUGUUUGUGUACCAAUAUGAGUAAAUUUCAUCGUUCUCGUGUACACAUUGUAUGCUACAGUGAGAUAAGUAAACUUGAGUGAAUUUGUAACAAUGGUUUAAUUAAAUACAAAUGUAUGUCAUAUUUAUUUCUUUAAAUCAGAAAGCCGCUUUUACCGUUGCUAGGGGAACUUCACUGUUUUACACUUUCUUUUAAUGUCAAACAACAUCUUCACUUACACACAAACUGCUAUUUUCAGUCUUGAUUUUUUUCAGUGUUUCAGUAUUUUGUUUCUGCGUCCGAGGUAUAUGACUUUUAAAAUUUAUUUAUAGCAUUUUUUUUCAUUUGUCAUUUCAACUAGAAUUUUGUAAAAAAUCAAUCUGGAUAAUACACAAGCAAAGGUCGAGACUUACUGUAUUUCACAAGGAUCGUGAGAGGACACGAGGGAUUGAAAUCGAAUGUCCACAUCUGAAGUCAGUUAUCCCUUCAUUUUUUAAUUAUAAGUGUUUUCGAUGUGCGAAAUGUCCUAAAUGUAUUGAAACGAAACAUGUACAAAAUCUCUGGGUAAUAAAGUUAAAUGGAACGAAGUGUCAAAUUUCCAUUUUCGUUUUUGUUCCGAUUAGUUAUGAACUAUUUCAUCGAGAAUACGUUAAUGACACACAUUUAGCCUGUUGCAAGUCAUUCACUUAUGUUCGAUUGAAUGGUUGAUGAUGUUUGAAUAAAGUAGUAUAAUUCUUCUUCCAGCAGUACUUUGAGUACUUUGAUUAUAUAAUUGACAAAUCUAGUGUUUUGACAGUGAUCAUACCUUAAUUACCCAUAUUAAUGCAUAGUUUUAAACCUAUUAUAUGAUAUGUGAAUAGUCUAACGUUUGUACAAUGAUCAUAUCAUUUCCCAUACGAUUUCAUAGUUUUAUUGAUUUAAUGAUUUAAUACGGUGUUUUUGUUUCUGUAAUGUUUUCAAGUUAUUGCGGUCUCUAAAAAGUGCUAUACUUUUAAUUGAGCAAAGUUUGCUAGUUAGAUAAAUGGAUCUUGAAUACUAGUUUACGCCAAUUCCUUAGGUAUCAUAACGUUUCAUUGUCUGUUUUGAUGGAAUAACCAAAAUAUCUAUUCAUCAACAAAUAUUGAUAUUUGAAAUUCUAUGGCAACUAUUAAGUUGUGUUUUUCUUGUGCAUACAGUGUUUAAAAAAUAAAACAUAUAUCAAAGUGCAAUAUAUUACCUACAUUUAGCUGUUGUGAUUGUAUUUAUAUGUUUAUGAUUAUAUUUUAAACUGUAAAUAGCCUGUUAUCAAGAUUCGGAAUCUAAACCACCAGCUCCCAGUUCUGUAUAAUCAUCAACUUCAAAUUAAUACUAGUGGCCGGUUCUUUAUAAAAUUAAGUGUAAUAGUAUGUAAUUGUGUUUACGGACGAAUGUUUAACAUAUAAACUUAAAGAUGCACUCUUACUCCUAAAUAGAAUUACCACAAUUAAUAUAAUUGUUUUAAUAUACCAAAAAGGAUGAAUAAAUGUCAAAAACAAUGGUUCUUAUUAGGGAUACCGAGUUUAAUUUGAAAGAAAGGUGCAGAAAGCAAGGUAUUUCAAGCAUAUGGAAUUAAAGUAGAUCAGAGCAAAAUCUUUUAGCAUUCACCAAUUAUUUAAUAAUUUUUUUUGCGUUUUCAGCUAGUAUUGACAUGGUCAUAAUCUUGUUAUUAGUAAUUAAUAAUUUCCAAAAGUGCAUUAUUUGGUAAGUAGUUUAAGGUUUAUCACUCAAAAUAUGUGCUUGUUGUAUAUGUGUAUAUGUGCUGUAUUGAUUUUAAAUAAGAGCGUCAAUUUAAUAUUAAACACGUUAUGAGUGUAAUAGCAUAGUAGUUACAAAUGUUUCAUUCUUUGUAGUGAAUGUUGUUAAAUGUAAAUUAGUCACCAAAAUAUUAAAAAAAAACUGCUUUAUCUUAUCUUAUGUCAAGCUUUUAAUUUUCGCACACAUAUAAACGAAUAAAAUAUUACUCAAGCGUA
This is a messenger RNA of Mya arenaria, 3497 nucleotides long. RefSeq names its product neuronal acetylcholine receptor subunit alpha-6-like. NCBI's taxonomy places the organism in Eukaryota, Metazoa, Mollusca, Bivalvia, Myida, Myidae. The transcript is spliced from 6 exons. Gene Ontology annotation, cellular component: neuron projection; synapse; membrane. Bases 176 to 1408 code for a protein of 410 amino acids. The record is from RefSeq and is a predicted model, not a curated record. Gene Ontology annotation, molecular function: transmembrane signaling receptor activity; extracellular ligand-gated monoatomic ion channel activity; neurotransmitter receptor activity. Gene Ontology annotation, biological process: nervous system process; chemical synaptic transmission; monoatomic ion transmembrane transport.